Messenger RNA from Racocetra fulgida, 1010 nucleotides. The record is from the annotation of a GenBank genome assembly. NCBI's taxonomy places the organism in Eukaryota, Fungi, Glomeromycota, Glomeromycetes, Diversisporales, Gigasporaceae.
GAAUGGGGGAAACCGAGGCUCUUCAAAAUGAAUUGAAUGAUGUUUUAAAAAAAUUUCCGAUGUUUGAAGGAAUAUUACAAGUAGUUGACAGAGUUGGAGUUGGCAAGAGCCCUUCGCCUACAGUAGCUAAUAUGGAAGAAAAGCAUGGGAUAAAACGUAAAUUCGUGGAUGAAGAAUAUUUUAAAAGUAUAAAAUACGUCGCUAUAAAAAAGAUAAUUCUUAAUUAUUCUAUCGGAAGAGUUGCUGAAGAAAUUUCAAUUUUACGUGAAUUAAGAGGAUACAAUAGUAUUAUUAAACUUUUGUCGGCUCAUAGAUAUGAAGACGAAGUGAUUCUUAUUACUCCACAUUUCGAACAUGAUAAAUUUCGGAAUUUUUAUCAAAAAAUGACAAUUGAAGAUAUCAAAUCGUAUUUUCGCUCGCUUUUUGAAGCACUAAGGGAUGCACAUUCUCAUAAUAUUGUUCAUAGAGAUGUGAAGCCGGGUAAUUUUCUUUAUAACAUGAAAGAAAAGAAGGGAAUCUUGGUAGACUUUGGCCUUGCAGAGAGGUUGAGUGCAACGAAUUCCUACCUCGAUAAGAUAUAUGAUGUUCCCAAUGUAGGAACAGUCCAAGUUAUUAACCGUUUUCCUUCGGUAGUUGGUCAAAUUUCGAUCGAGCCUUCCCAAUCCAACAAGCCAGCAGUAAAACGAGUUCAAACGCAAAAAAAUAUCCCAACAAAUUCAAUACCCAUAAAAUCCGAAAAGCCCAUUGAUUUAUUAGAAGAAAGUAAAAAUGAAAAAAAAUUCGAAAAUUGGCGAAAAAGUUUAAUGUAUAUCACAGGUUUAGGUUUAUCAGAAAAAGAAAAGGCUGAAUACAAAAUAGAAUUAGAAAGAAAAAUAAGUGAUUAUCAGCAUAAAAAGUGUGAAAAAUGGCGGGAUGACUUAAUGAAAACUCCCGGUGUAGCGGAAAAAGUGGUCAAUGAAGUUUUUGAAAGUUGCUUUAACGACACACGACCAUUUGAUGAAAUUUAUUAA